AUGGCUGAUGAUAAUUUUACAGUUGUCACUGAGUUUAUUCUUUUGGGAUUGACAGAUCAUGCUGAACUAAAAGCUGUGCUUUUUGUGGUGUUCCUGGUGAUUUACGCCAUUACCUUGUUGGGGAAUCUGGGCAUGAUCCUCUUAAUCCAAAUCACCUCCAAACUCCACACACCCAUGUACUUUUUCCUCAGCUGUCUUUCAUUUGUGGAUGCCUGCUAUUCAUCUGCAAUUGCACCCAAAAUGCUGGUGAACCUCCUGGUUGUGAAGGCAACAAUUUCUUUCUCUGCUUGCAUGGUACAGCAUUUGUGUUUCGGAGUGUUCAUCACCACAGAAGGCUUCUUACUGUCGGUGAUGGCCUAUGACCGCUAUGUGGCCAUUGUGAGUCCCUUGCUUUACACUGUAGCCAUGUCUGAGAGAAAGUGUGUGGAGCUUGUCACAGGAUCAUGGAUAGGUGGAAUAGUUAACUCAUUAAUCCACACAAUCAGCUUGAGGAGACUGUCCUUUUGUAGGCUAAAUGCUGUCAGCCACUUCUUCUGUGACAUUCCUUCACUGCUAAAGCUGUCAUGUUCUGACACCUCCAUGAAUGAGUUGUUGCUGUUAACCUUCUCCGGAGUCAUUGCCAUGGCCACCUUCUUGACUGUGAUCAUUUCCUACAUCUUCAUUGCUUUUGCUAGCCUAAGGAUCCACUCAGCAUCAGGCAGACAGCAAGCCUUCUCCACCUGUGCCUCUCACCUGACUGCUGUGACCAUAUUCUAUGGUACCUUAAGCUUUAGCUACAUUCAGCCAAGCUCCCAGUAUUCUGUGGAACAAGAGAAAGUGGUUUCUGUGUUCUAUACGCUAGGGAUUGCCAUGUUAAACCCGUUGAUACACAGUUUGAGAAACAAGGACGUAAAGGAGGCAGUGAAAAGGGCCAUAGAAAUGAAACAUUUCCUCUGUUAA
Molecule: messenger RNA, 939 nt
Organism: Gorilla gorilla gorilla (western lowland gorilla)
Lineage: Eukaryota; Metazoa; Chordata; Mammalia; Primates; Hominidae
Gene: OR5J2
Product: olfactory receptor family 5 subfamily J member 2
Exons: 1
Coding region: 1-939 (312 amino acids)
Biological process (GO): G protein-coupled receptor signaling pathway
Cellular component (GO): membrane
Molecular function (GO): olfactory receptor activity; G protein-coupled receptor activity
Source: RefSeq, a predicted model, not a curated record